Molecule: messenger RNA, 2565 nt
Organism: Exophiala spinifera
Lineage: Eukaryota; Fungi; Ascomycota; Eurotiomycetes; Chaetothyriales; Herpotrichiellaceae
Exons: 1
Coding region: 1-2565 (854 amino acids)
Cellular component (GO): endosome
Molecular function (GO): protein binding
Source: RefSeq, a predicted model, not a curated record
AUGGCUUCGAAUGUCCUCGAGAUACCUUUUCGGCGGACACACUCGGUCGACCUCUCCUCCGCCAUCAAACAGUACAUCUCCAGCAAAUAUGACCAGUCCCCGGGCAUGUUUACAGAUGAUCUUCGCGGAAUCGACGCCCUCCGAGCCGAUGCCAUCAACGUUCAAGAACCUCAUACCAGCGGCCUCAGGCGUCUUACGGCCUACGCUGCUCAACUACGAUACAUAGGAGGGAAGUUUCCGAUCGAUAUUGGCGUGGACUUUCCCUGGUACCCCGCCAUUGGAUAUGACAGGGACAAACCAAUUCUGCAGAACAAUAUCAGGUUCGAGCUCGCGAAUAUACUGUUCAACCUUGCUGCGCUAUACUCACAGUUGUCCACUCACACAAACUGGACGACCAUCGACGGGCUGAAACAAGCGGCGGAAUAUGGGAUCGCGGCGGCGGGAGUCUUCGCCUUCAUGCGAACAGAGAUCAUCCCUGACAUGCGCUCCACCCCUCCCGAAGAUAUGGAUGAUGUGACUCUGGACAGUCUGCAGAGUCUCUGUCUCGCCCAAGCACAAGAAUGUUUCUGGCAGAUUACCGUCAAGAAGAACAUGUCGGACGGGACGGUCUCUAAAUUGGCAGCUAAAGUGUCGGACUACUACAUCGCCGCAGCAGACGCGUCCCGCCAGUCAAGAGCAGUGAGUAGUGAGUGGAUACAUCACAUGCAAGCGAAGCACCACCAUUUCGCGGCCGCCGCUCAGUAUCGACAGUCAAGGUAUUGUCUACAGAACAAGCAGUACGGGGAAGAAAUCGCCCGCCUAAAAGACAGUAUAAACUGCGUCAACGAGGGACUUCAGGAAGCCAGAUGGGUCAAUGCGACCGUAGUGGGAGACUUGAACGGGUUAAAAACCAGAGUGCAAGAAGAUUUGAAACGAGCAGAAAAGGACAACGAUGUCAUCUACCUGCAAGCCGUCACACCAAAGUCGGAGCUGAGACUGCUUGACCGCACCAACAUGGUCGCACCGAAAACACCGGCAGAGGUCGCAAAUGGGAUCUCGCUCCUUGGAGAAGGACAACCAUUUGGGAAGCCUCUCUUUGAGAAACUCGUGCCCUAUGCUGUCCACCAGGCAGCCUCGAUAUAUGAAGAUCGUCGAGACCGCCUGGUCAACCAAUCAAUAAUUGCGGAUCUCGAGGCCAUGACUGCGAGGUUGCGCGAAGUCCUCCAGUCACUCGACUUGCCUGGAUCAUUACAAGCACUGGAAAAGCCUCUCGGUAUUCCCGGAAGUUUGGUCUCCAAGGCCGAAGAGCUUCGUCAACAAGAUGCCCUGUAUCGGAUAAAACGGUCGAUAGACGACACUACCAAACUCAAGACGAACGACGUGGCCAUCUACCAGGAAGGCGUGUCGCUUCUAGACGCAGAAAAGGCCGAAGACGACAGGGCUCGAUCAAAAUAUGGUACGGACCGAUGGAAUCGUCCUUCAUCUGAAGUCGCUCUGGCAAAGCUGUACCAAAGCUCAAAAGAGCUGCAGACGUAUCUAAACUCGGCGGCAGCAAGCGACAGCCUCGUACAAGCCAAACUCCGCGAAAACGAGCACAUUCUCAAAGUACUGAGUGGCACAAACCGUGACCUCGAGCGGUUCGUGCCUUCGUCUCGACAAGUCGAAAUGACGCCGGCGAUUGAGCAGGCCGCAUCCCGCCUCCGCACGUGUCUGAACGAGGUCUCUCGUUUGGAGACUCGGCGAAAGAAUCGCAUCAAUGCGCUGCGCGAAAAGGCUCAAGCAGACGACAUCGGUCCUGCCCUACUCACCGAGGCAGCCAGACUUGAACGUGAAUUCCCCAUGCAAAAGAUCGAACCCGGUCAAUUCGAAGGUCUGUUUGAUAGACGGCUCCAAACAUACGACUCGGAUCGUGACGUACUGGUGGUCGAGCAGGAAGAACAAGAUCAGAUAGUGGCGCGACUUCGAGAAGCGAACAAGGCCUUUCUGGAGGCGCGAAGAGGCGAUACCAGUACACGCGAUCGGCAGAAGGCUCUACAGGCUCUGGACACAGGAUACUCCAAAUACAAGGAGCUCAUUAGUAACCUCGAGACCGGUCGGAAGUUUUACAACGAUCUAGCUGGGCAUGUCACCCGGUUUAGAGAAAACUGCAAGGCACAAGUCAACGAACGACGUGUCGAAGCUAGUCAGCUGGAAGCCGAGCUCGCAGGACAAGACAUGGGAAGACUUAACCUGGAAGAAACAAGGCGUGAGUUGGCUGGACCGCAGACCAGGAGCCGUGGUCAAGUCGCCAGCAACCCACAGCAGCCACAACGGAAAAGGCAGGGGCAGGGGCACGAGGACGGGGCGGGAGCUGGACAAGAAGGCAUCAUAUCUGCGCCCAUACCAACAAGAAAUCAUCACCCACCUCCCCCUUCUGUGGAAGCAGCCGGAGUCAUGCCUUCGACUGCUCCUGUUUCCGUGAACGUCGCAGGUGGAAGUAUUGGUGGAGGAGGAGUAUGGACGCCAGAUAUAGGGAUCAGGUUUGGUGGUGGUGCCCCAGCGAAUCAGCCUGGACAAGCUGGGUAUCCUGUCCCUCGACGUGCCUAG